GGUUUCAUUUUUCUUCUUCAAUCUCUGUAUUCCAAUGGAUUCUUCAUCAUAUCCUCACAAACAUCCUAUACUCCAUUCGCCCUUCUAGGCAUAUGAUCGAUCAAGGGUUCCUUUGGUUUGAGCUCAAGUAGUGGCGGCUUCAACUAGGGUUCUAUUGCAGAACCGAUCUGAUUUGAAUACCGGCGGCUAAGGGGAGUGGGAGCUACAUGGCCUAUGAGAAGCACAUGGAAUACACGGAGAGAAUUACAUCCAACUAUCAGGAUGGCGAUACUAAAAGAUGUUUGCUCUGUUUGUGUAAGGUAACCCAAAUCUAUUGCUCAUGUUGAGUUGAGUUCGAGAUCUUUUCAAGUUGUGGUCAUGUUGAGACGAAUGAUGGAUGUAAUGGGUGACAAAUGACUUCAGUAAAAAGCAUAAAAGAUAGACCGAUUUCAGGGGCGUUGACCGAAGAUGAGUUGAAACAGUUUUCGGGUUUGUCUUGUACACCACCAAGGAAGUCACCUGGCAAAAGCCCUAAUGAUAUGCCAAUAAAUGGUAGUGUUGGUAGCUACUGGAGCCACACGAGCUCAGCACAAUUUUCGAGCCCAUGUUCAUCGUAUAAAGGCAUACCGAAUGCCACCAGCAAGUACAGAGAGGCUUCAGCAAAGAGAUUCAUAGUAACAGGAACAGGGAAGAUUGUGAGGAGGAGAACUGGGAAACAACAUUUGCUUAGAAAGAAAAAUGCUAAGAGAACACGUCUCUUAAAACGGUUCAAGUCGACCGCAGUGACUACAACAAUGUCAUAGGGGCAUUGCUCUAUCUGAAGGUUUACCGGGCCAAUUAGUCCGGACCGUUAAACCGUUUUGACUCAGCUUGCAAGCUGUGUACAGAGCUAAUAGGUUUGUUGUAUUUAUGGUUAAGUGUUUUUACUCCUUUGCCUUGUUCAUGUAAUUCACAGCCACCGCAGAUACAAAAUUUAUUAUGUAAUGUGCUUUGAGAGGCACCAUCUUUUAUGAAGCAUUACAUGUAUAUUUUCACCGGCUUCUGACUUUUGAAAAGCCACAUAUAGUGAAGAAUGUAGCGCCGCAAUGGAUUAUCUUU
This is a messenger RNA of Helianthus annuus (common sunflower), 1077 nucleotides long. RefSeq lists its product as uncharacterized. Lineage: Eukaryota; Viridiplantae; Streptophyta; Magnoliopsida; Asterales; Asteraceae. The transcript has 6 exons. Gene Ontology annotation, cellular component: ribosome; large ribosomal subunit. The record is from RefSeq and is a predicted model, not a curated record. The coding region runs from base 393 to 782 and encodes 129 amino acids. Gene Ontology annotation, molecular function: structural constituent of ribosome. Gene Ontology annotation, biological process: translation.